Molecule: messenger RNA, 2035 nt
Organism: Thalassophryne amazonica
Lineage: Eukaryota; Metazoa; Chordata; Actinopteri; Batrachoidiformes; Batrachoididae
Gene: tada2a
Product: transcriptional adaptor 2A
Exons: 15
Coding region: 111-1448 (445 amino acids)
Biological process (GO): regulation of transcription by RNA polymerase II; chromatin remodeling
Cellular component (GO): nucleus; SAGA-type complex
Molecular function (GO): protein binding; chromatin binding; zinc ion binding
Source: RefSeq, a predicted model, not a curated record
AAGGUUUGCCCACAAAAAAAGACGAAGAAGAGGUUUUGGCUUGCAACAUUAGGUUUUAAAUUGAUUGAUAUAACAUCGCGUUUUGUUGUGGUUCGUUGUAAUCUAGUCACAUGGAGCGUUUGACAUCUUUUGGAAAUGAUCCUUUUGAUAAGCCACCGUGCAGAGGAUGUUCAUCGUAUCUGUCUGAGCCUUACAUCAAGUGUGCAGAAUGUGGCCCCUCACCCUUUUUACUGUGUCUCCAGUGUUUCACCAGAGGAUUUGAAUACAAGAAGCACCAGAGCGAUCACAAAUAUGAAAUCAUGACAUCAGACUUCCCGGUACUGGAGCCAGGAUGGACGGCUCAGGAGGAAAUGGACCUGCUGGAAGCCGUUAUGGACUGUGGAUUUGGAAACUGGCAAGAUGUGGCAUAUCAGAUGCGCACAAAAAGCAAAGAAGAAUGCGAGAGCCACUACAUGAAGAAUUUCAUCAAUAACCCACUCUUUUCCUCCACUCUGCUCGGCCUGCGGAAGACAAACAACUGUCACUACGCAGAUGGCGCAGUUCCUUUCAAGCCGACGGACGAUCCACCUCGGCCCACAUUCGAUUCUGUGCUGUCUCGAGAUAUGGCCGGAUACAUGCCUGCCAGAGCAGACUUCAUGGAGGAGUUUGACAACUAUGCAGAAUGGGAUUUGAAAGACAUUGAUUUUGUGGAUGAUGACUCAGACAUCUUACAUGCACUGAAGCUUGCAGUUGUUGAUAUUUAUCAUUCAAGGUUAAAGGAGAGACAACGGAGAAAAAAGAUUAUCAGAGACCACGGAUUGAUCAACUUGCGGAAAUUCCAGAUGCUGGAGAGAUGUUACCCGAAGGAGGUGCAGGACCUGUAUGAUGUGAUGAGACGGUUUGCCAGAGUGGUUGGACCGACUGAACAUGACAAAUUCAUCGAAGGUCACGCACUGGAGUUUGAGUUGAGAAAAGAGAUCCGCAGGCUGCAGGAGUACAGGAGGGCUGGGAUCAAGUCUUUCUGCAGCGCCAAGGUGUAUGAGCGGGUGAAGCGGAUGCGGGAGGACGAGCGCAGGAAGAGGACAAUGUUGUGUGAUGUGCUGCAGUACAUCCAGGAUGGCAGAGCCUGCCAGCAGUGGCUCAGCAAACAGGCUGCCAUAGAUGCUGGCGUCACUCCAGCUGUCACAGCAAUCACAGUGUCAGCAACAGGGAGGCGGAGCGCCCCUCCCCUCAACCUGACUGGACUGCCAGGAACAGAGAAGCUCAAUGAGAAAGAAAAAGAGCUGUGCCAGGUGGUGCGGCUGGUGCCGGGGGCAUACCUGGAAUAUAAGCAGGCGUUGCUGAAUGAGUGCAGACGACAGGGGGGCUUACGGCUCGCGCAGGCCCGAGCGCUGAUCAAGAUUGACGUCAACAAGACUCGUAAAAUCUACGACUUCCUGAUCAAAGAGGGCUACAUCACAAAGGCCUAGAGGAGCGUUGACUACAGACGCGAUCAGAUGGUGGUUAGUGGGUGAUUUUUACUGGUGAUGACUUGUAAUAAAUUUUAUUAUUCCUGUUUUCUUUGAAAUAUUUAAAACUGUGUAAAACCUUAUUUGAGUUUGUCAUCCAUGUUUUAAAAAAUAACUUUAAUUUUUAUUUUUCUUCUUUUUUAUCAGAAGGAGACCACAUUGUAUUUAUUUCUCAUAAUAUGUCACAUGUUGUUUAGUGUGUGUGUGUGUGUUUACAUUUAAUUCUGAAAUUGACCUCUGAAUUGAAAAUAUCUGAACUGUAGAAGUGUCUGGUGAAGAAUCUUAAAAACAUGUGAUCCUCUUAGUGGUAUAAAAUAGAUUUUAAAGUUAAAGUAUUCUGGAGAAAACUGUAUUUCAUGUUGUAGUCUCCCACAAUAAUUGUACUGUUAUAAAACUAAAGCACUGAUGUUUGGGAGGUUAAAAAAGUUACAAGAAUUUACCUGUUUUUAAACAUUUUAAAUAGUGUUGUGUAAUUGUUGUGAUAUUAGGAGAAUAUACUAGAAAAUGACACCCUGAGUGAUAAAACGAUUAAGAUGAUUAAAAGUGAA